UAAGUAUGAAAUAUAGCUUGGAAAUAUUAGCUAAUACACAUAAAAUUAUACAACAGAAAAGGUUGGUAAAUACUAGAAAAAAUGGUAGACUUGGGUGAAAUUCCAUCAGUUUUUCAUCCCUCAUUUUUAUUCUAUAUAUAAUUUAAGGUCAACUUUACCAUGACAAGAUGCAGAUGAAACAACUGCAAAAAAUAAUUACUGGAACAUCUGUCAAAAAUGACAUUGAAAUAGGUACUAUUGAGUGAAGUACAGAGGAGAGAGCAAUAUAAUUCUUUUGUAAUUAGCUACAUAUUACCUGAAGUUCUGAUAGGGUGUCGAAAACUGUCUGAAUUUGAUUUACAAAAGACACAUUGAAAUUAAGAGGUCUGCAGUGACAGAGAGGGUAGGAGAAACAAUUUCAUUAGAUAAUUCUGUAGAGAUGCCUUGAGGAUAUUCCUUUCCCUCCAACUCCCACCUCCACCCCCAUGCCAAGAUCUUCCUUCUGUCCUGAUAAGGAUGGAGGCAGAAUGAGCUAACAUUUCCUAGUACCUGGUACUGUAAGUCCUCCCCCCGCCCCCCCAUACUCUUAAAACAUCCCUACCAAGUAAAUUAUCCCUUUACAGAAUUAACAAACUCGAAGUUCGCACAGAUAAGUGGUAGCAGUAAUUUGAAACCAACAUCUCUGUGACAAAAUUCCAGGGUCCUCAAUUAGAGAAUCCAGUUCUAAGACCUACUCCUCUGAUGUAGUCAAGCUUCUGUGAAUUUCAGCAAGGUACUUGGCUUCUUUGAGCCCUGAUUUUAUCAGUAAAAUUGGAUUCAUAUCUACAGACACGUUUUCUGCAAGAGUGAACUAAAAUGAAGAUACAUUAGCUAUUAGAAGUACUUAGCACAGAGCUGUGCAGAGUUGUUUCUCCAUGAGUCAUGGCUAUUAUUACUAUAACUACUAUUGUUGUUAAUUGCUUUUGAGAUUAUGAUGCUGGGCUUUCGAAACACAGAGUAUGAUUUCAUUGAAUUGUCCUACGUGUACUGAAGUCCUACUAUGAGCUGGUUCUACUUAGUAAACAUUUUAGCUCCCCAUGAACCAUUUAUCUGGAAGCAGGCAAAAUGCUGUGAGAGUGAAUAUGUAGUGUCUUAAGGACCGCACAGACUUUGGACUUGAGGAUAAGCCCUCAUUAUUUAAAGUUUUAUCUAGCAUAUUUGCUGAAUUAGGCUGCAGCAUGCCUUAAUUGAAAACAAGUAACUCAUUGUUUCUUUUUUCCUUCCCACAAUAAAUACCGUCCUUUCCCAUGGUAUCUAAUUUCCUCUAGCAGAAAGACAUCACCAUCACUAUAGAUAUAGGCAGCAAGCUACCAAUGAAUCACAAAGAAGAAGGAGGCUAGUCUUUAUGUGCCAUUUCUACCUUAUUUCAAGACAGAAGUUUGAUGCACCUUCACAAAUCUUUUGAGAUUAUAUAUAUGAAAUUUCUGCCACAUAAAACACCAACUUCCAAAGGGACCAAAAAGCGCAGUUCUGAAAGGGGGGAAGAGAGAGGUAGGCAAGAUGAUUCUUGCCUGUAAACAAGGAGUUAACUUUUCCAAAUAAGUGAAAUCUAAAAUUGGCCAUUGUCAUCGUGUGAUAUUAACACCAGCUCUUUUGGCAAGUUUAGAAAUACUGGGCUCCCUUAUAAAAGUUAAAAAUGUCCUGGACCUGGAGUUGUUUAUCCAGAGUAGGAGCUGCUCUAAAGUUACAGAGCUCUGGUUGGAAGAGGUGACUCGAAGGCCGCCUCCGAGAAACUGACGUCACAGUAGGCUCAGCUGCCGCUGUGACGCUGGGCUGAGCAGCUUUUUGAUUUGUGAAAGUGGUAGAGGUUUCAAAGGGACUUGUCAGUACUUCUCUGUUGAAUGGUUGGACUGAUUUUACAUUCCCAUUUCAUGCAAAGAAGCAAGAUUCACUGCUCCAAGACGUCAAAGGCUUUUCACUCUAAAACAACCAGCUGUCCUCCCAUUGCUAGGUUGACCGGUGGUUGGACCUCUGUAGGAUUUCUCCCCAGUGCAAAAAGGCAAGUGAGACGGCUUCAAAUAAAACAGCUCCAAGCUUCCAAGAAACAGUUAAGAGAAGGCAGAGACGAACAGAAAUACCCCUUCACUAACACUCACACGGUUGCCAUGGACCUGCACAAGCAGUGGGAGAACACAGAGGCUAACUGGCACAAGGAAAAAAUGGAAUUACUGGACCAGUUUGACAAUGAAAGAAAGGAAUGGGAAAGUCAGUGGAAGAUAAUGCAGAAGAAGAUAGAAGAGCUCUGCCAUGAAGUAAAGCGUCGGAGGAAAAUCAACAUGAGUGAACGUGCUAAGGUCAUUGAUCUUGAUUGUGAGAAGGCUGUUGGAGAUAAAAUGGAAUCUUCUCCAGAUUACCCCAAUUCAGGACAAUGUAAAUUUACAGGGAUACAUCCCAGGGACAUUCUGGGAAAAAAAGAUAAAACAGAGCAGAGUUUACUCAGGGAAAGAAAUCAAGUGUGCAAGGAACAAAAAACAAUGAAAAAAUCAAAAGUAGGGUAUAUGGAUUCUGAAGCCAGAGACAACCAAAAAGAACGUGGGGCCCGGCCUGACCUGAGGACUUUUGAGGCAGAGAACAAGAGCUGCUCUGGCGCCCUCAACACAGCUCUUGAAGAACUUGCCAAAGUUAGUGAAGAAUUAUGCAACUUUCAAGAGGAAAUUCAAAAGCGGUCUAACCACAGAAGGAUGAAGUCAGAUUCUUUUCUCCAGGAAACACCAAAUGUAAUGAAUACGCCUCAUGGAGGUCACAUGAUCAACAACAGCCAGUGCAUUCCUUCAACCAGUUUAGAAAAUGAGAAAUGGAAAAACAGAAAAAAUCUGAGCUGUACCAAUGUUUUCCAGAACAAUUCCAAGAAAAAAGAUGGAAUUGAUACAAUUGAUCUGAAAAGAAGUGAAGCUCCACCAAUUCCUCCUCCAAGAAGCACAUCUCGAAAUUUUCCCAGCUCAUAUUCUGCACAAGCCCAUGAAAGUUGGAAAGAAUGUUUAGACCACAGCAGCUGGGUGGCCCAAGAGGGUCAAGGUGAAAAGAACAGCCACCCUCAUUUUCUCUGGAAGCAUGAUGAGAUGCCACUGCUGGGUCUAAAUGAAGGGAAGACUCUGAAGGAUGGUAUCACGUUUCCUUCUUUGGCACCAGAAGCUAAAAUAGAUAACAAGCCUUCAUGUAAUGAAAAUGCUGGACUUAGCAUGUGGUCAUGCAACACUGGGGUUUGUGCAAAAAAUAGCCCCUCUACACUGUGGUUUCAGAAAGCCUGCUCUACUCCCAAUAAGCCAAAAUAUGAAAAGGUAAUUCCAGAUCACUCUGCUAAACCUCCUCCUGAUCUUCAUAUAAGCAAUGACUGUAGCUCCUUAGUGUCACAGAGCAGCGGCCCACUAAGAAGUUUCAGUUAUGGCUUUGAAAAGACUACUGGGAAUGAAAAGCUGGCAAAAAAGACUGAUGAAUUUAACAGAAUUGUAUUUAGAACAGAUAGAAAUUGUCAUGCUGUACAACAAAGUCAAAGCUGCUCAGAACGAUCCGAAGAUCUUCAGCGCUGUGAGACCUUGACUGCGUGCACAGGCAACGUCUCAGUCAGUGAGAGUGUUUCUGACGUUCUGAAAACCAGUGCCCCCAUGCCUGUGCCCAGGGAAAAUGUGCCUGAUAAUUCCACCAAAAAACCCACACCAGGCCAGUUCAGACAAACGCGGGAGCCCAUAAGCCCUCACAGUUACCGGAAUAUGCUUCACGAGCAUGACUGGAGACCAAGUAGUUUGUCUGAUCGGCCAAGGUCUGCGGACCCCAGGUCAAAUUAUGGUGUGGUGGAAAAGCUGCUGAAAACCUAUGAGACAUCUGCGGGGUCUGCAUUGCAGAAUUCUCGAUGCUUCCGGGCCAACUGGACCAAAUGUAGUUCUGAUGUCAGUGGUGGAGCCACAUUAGGUCAACAUUUAGAAAAGCUCCAAAUAGAACAAGAGCUUGAGCACAAGACAGCAAUGCAUGGAGCACAGCAAGUGAAGCGAGGAGUAGAUCGGAAAAAGGUAACUGAGGAAUCCAUGGCAGUGAAAUCCUCACCUGGAAAAGGAUUUUCCCGACCUGCCAGACCAGCAAAUCGCCGUCUCCCAUCCAGAUGGGCAUCUAGAUCUCCUUCAGCACCCCCUGCCUUGCGGAGAACUGCCCACAACUUCCCCGUUCCUCUGCGAUCAGAAGCAUCGAUGGUCUAAGUCUCUGGCCUGGAUUGCUAGACUACGAAAGUCCCGGUUGCCAAACAGAGUAUUCCGAGUGUUUACAAACAAUUCUGUCUCUUCUGUAUCCUUCAAGAUUACUGGGACAAUUUAAACCUUAACUUCCCAUCAGUCUUCAGUGUUUUUAAUCUAUGGAGUAAUUAUCUUCUUGUAUUUUGAUUUCCUAGAUCAGAAUUUUUUAAUGCCAUCCUCAUUAAUUUGCCAAUAUGAUUUACAUCGAAACAGUGUACUAUAUUGUAUAUUCUGACUUUCUUGCAAGUGGCAGAAAGCAAGGUUAUGUGCAUGGCUAUGUGUUUUGUAGGUGCAUGUGUUGAUACAGGAAAUGUCAGUAUGUAUUUAGAUAAGUAAAACUUAUGUGCUAGUGUUGACUUUGAAAUUAUAACAUAUAUACCUAUA
Molecule: messenger RNA, 4622 nt
Organism: Bubalus bubalis (water buffalo)
Lineage: Eukaryota; Metazoa; Chordata; Mammalia; Artiodactyla; Bovidae
Product: KIAA0408 ortholog
Exons: 6
Coding region: 1860-4205 (781 amino acids)
Source: RefSeq, a predicted model, not a curated record